This is a messenger RNA of Ostrea edulis (European flat oyster), 827 nucleotides long. RefSeq names its product achaete-scute homolog 1-like. The record is from RefSeq and is a predicted model, not a curated record. Gene Ontology annotation, biological process: developmental process; regulation of transcription by RNA polymerase II. Gene Ontology annotation, molecular function: DNA-binding transcription factor activity, RNA polymerase II-specific; protein dimerization activity; RNA polymerase II transcription regulatory region sequence-specific DNA binding. The transcript has 2 exons. Lineage: Eukaryota; Metazoa; Mollusca; Bivalvia; Ostreida; Ostreidae. Bases 27 to 650 code for a protein of 207 amino acids.
AUUGUUGACUAGAUAAUCGAUGAGAGAUGAGCAGAAAAGAGAUGCAGCAGUCGUUUAUGUUAACACAACCAGGCCAUCUGAAUGCGCUGCAGUCCCUUGAAAAUGUCCCAAAAGUCGCCACUUUUUAUAAUUGUAAAAAGGCAUUGGACAGCAAAAGACCGAAACCUGUAGCUAUGUCCCGCAGAAACGCACGCGAAAGAAGGCGCGUGAAAAUGAUAAAUACUGGAUAUGAAACUCUUCGACAUCAUGUUCCUGUUGGUGUUGACAAUAAAAAACUAAGCAAAGUAGAAACGCUUCGUGCAGCAGUGGAUUACAUAAAGUAUCUUCAAAACCUACUGCAGUCAGAAAACUGUAUACAGCCAAGAACAGCAGAGGUCAUUAUGGCGGAAAAAACUCACGAUCCAUUCAGCGUAUCUCCUUUAACGGUCAAAGAAGAAAUAACUUUCGAUGAGAGAUGCUGUUCGGUCCAGGAUGCUGAAGAUUCGUUAUCUCCCCUGCAUACGUUUCCUGUUCGGGAGGAGGGUAUGUUCGUUGACAUUGCGCAAUGGUUGUACCAGAACUCAGAACCUAAAGACGGCACCAACAUUCGGUUAAAAGGUAUGAUAAGCAAUGUGCAAAACUCGGAAUUCGAUAUGCAAAACAUCUUAUGAUGAAGAUUCUGAACAAUAUGUACAUUGUACAUGACAUCACAACUUGCCUUCAAAAUGUCUUCCAGAGGAGCAACAACGAACAAUGACAUUGAAUGAUUUUGAUCUGAAUUUCGACCAUCACCAUAGUACAAUUGUAAAUACAUAAUGUAUAUACUGUUAAUAAACUAUUUAUUGUUA